This is a messenger RNA of Ambispora gerdemannii, 172 nucleotides long. NCBI's taxonomy places the organism in Eukaryota, Fungi, Glomeromycota, Glomeromycetes, Archaeosporales, Ambisporaceae. The record is from the annotation of a GenBank genome assembly.
GUUUGUAUUGCUAAGCAAUGGAUUUCGCCCUACGAUUUAUGAUUCGAUUUUAUUGGGUAAUAACGAAGCCGAUAUAAUUGAGAUUUUUGCGGUUAUGGAUUAUAGCACUUGCUUGAAAUUAUGUGAGUUUCACGUUGUAAAAAGUCACGCUAUGGAUUACUCUAUAUCUUAG